This is a messenger RNA of Etheostoma cragini (Arkansas darter), 803 nucleotides long. RefSeq names its product proline, histidine and glycine-rich protein 1-like. Lineage: Eukaryota; Metazoa; Chordata; Actinopteri; Perciformes; Percidae. The record is from RefSeq and is a predicted model, not a curated record. The transcript has 4 exons. The coding region runs from base 114 to 632 and encodes 172 amino acids.
AGACAGAGUCAGCUGACUGCUGUGUCUGUGGAUCUGCGCUCCAGCACACAAGCGGAUUUGUGUGCAUUUAAGAGGUUUCUCUCAGUUUCUGGGUUUGGAACUGGAUUUUCGAGAUGAGUUGGAAUAACGCAGGCUAUUGUCCUCAGCCAAUGGCAGGAGGACAGUAUCCUCAGUAUCCACCAGGCACUGUCCCAACCCAGCCCUACCCUCCUCAGCCUUGGGGUGCACCCACUCAGCCAUUUGGUCCAGGCCCUCAGCCUUGGGGUGCACCCACUCAGCCAUUUGGUCCAGGCCCUCAGCCCUGGGGUCCACCUGGGAACGGUACUGUAGCCCCACCCUAUGGAGGGUAUGGACCUGGCCACGGUCAAUGGUACAACCAUCCCGGGCAUCAUCAUGGACAUCCCGGGCAUGGACAUCCUGGUCAUCAUCAUGGACACCCUGGACACCAUCAUGGACACCCUGGACACCAUCAUGGACACCCUGGGCAUCAUCAUCCCGGGCAUCAUCAUCCCGGUUUUGUUCCAGGCCGCAGACACAAACACAAGCAUGGUCACAUGCACGGCCGUUGCCACAAGAGAGGAAAACCCGGUCACGGGUACUCCAGCAGCUCCUGCAGCAGCGACUCGGACUAGACCAGGGGGACAGAAACCAGACGAGCUGCCCCCGGGAUCCCUCACCCUGCUACCUUACAGGACAUUAUAAUAAACUGUGUGUUGGAUUGCAAAGACACGGGAUUAUAGACACGUUUUUUUUAAAAACCCUGUUAAAGUAAGGAUCAGCUGUUACAUAUUAUGAAGUAUUUG